AUGCGUAAACGAGGACCACGUCAGUCCGGAGAAAAUAGCAGCUCCGAACCACCACUGAACUCGACUAAGCCUCACGAAUCUUGUUACAACAGAUCUCAGGAGACUACUCGGAAGGACGACCGACUCCCUCUCUGGAAGAACGAGGCAAGUGAUGUUCACAUCAUCGGACCGCUUUUUUGUGCGAUGCGACGGAGCGCUUGA
Necator americanus (New World hookworm) is the source of this 201-nucleotide messenger RNA. RefSeq lists its product as uncharacterized. NCBI's taxonomy places the organism in Eukaryota, Metazoa, Nematoda, Chromadorea, Rhabditida, Ancylostomatidae. Bases 1 to 201 code for a protein of 66 amino acids. The record is from RefSeq and is a predicted model, not a curated record. The transcript has a single exon.